AUGAUUGUUGUGCAGCAUGAAAAAGUAUCCAGCCUUCUUGCCAAGUAUAUAGGAAAACCGAUUUCGCAGAUCGAUUCAUUGAUAUCUGGCGCCGGACCUUCACAAGGCAUAUUGCCGGCAGGUGUCCCAAAUCAAGGAAUGGGAAACCCUGGCAUUGAACUGGAACGGAAUCGAGGAUCAGGCAAUGCCCAAUUGGUCUAUAGACGUAGAGGAAUUCCAGACAUGGAAAAGGCACUCAUGGUUGAGACUGCUUCAAGUGCAGCAGAUGAGUUGGUGAGGCUUUUGCGAGGAGAUGAACCUCUGUGGAUCAAGUCCCCAUCUUAUGGAACAUACAUCCUUGAUCGCAUCGGCUAUGAGAAACUAUACCCUAGGACCAGUCACUUCAAAAGCUCUCAUGCUCGUGUCGAAUCGUCCAAGUUUUCAGCAAUGGUGACCAUGCCAGGAAUUGACUUGGUUGACAUGUUUUUGGAUCCGAAGAAACGGAUGGAUCUUUUUCCGACAAUUGUUACCAAAGCAAAGACAAUUCAAGUACUUGAAGCUGGAACUGCAGGAAACCGAAAUGGUUCCUUGCAGAUGAUGUAUGAACAGAUGCACAUACUAUCGCCCUUGGUUCCACCUAGGGAAUUUUACUUCCUUCGCCUUUGUCAGCAACUUGAGCCUGGGCAGUGGGUGAUAGCAGAUGUAUCAUACGACUUCUUGAAAGAUGGCUCCCGUUUGCGAGCUUGGCGGCUUCCUUCUGGAUGCAUGAUCCAAGACAAGCCUAAUGGAUUUUCCAACGUAACUUGGGUAGAACAUGUGGAGGUGGAUGAUAGAACUCAAACGCACCGCCUUUACCGAGAUAUCGUAUGCAGUGGUUCUGCUUAUGGAGCAGAACGAUGGAUUGCUAAUCUCCAGAGGAUUUGUGAGAGGAUAGCUUUCUCCAAGGAGAAAACAGUACCUGCUCGAGAAUUUAGUGGAGUGGUCACUUCACCUGAGGGUAGAAGGAGCAUAGUAAACCUUGCCCAAAGGAUGGUGAAGAUCUUUUGUGCAAGUUUGUGUACGUCAGGAAAACUGGAUUUCCCUCAAUUGUCUGAAGUGAACUAUAGUGGGGUUCGCGUGGCUAUUCGUAAGAACGCAGAACAAGGCCAGCCGAUUGGCAUGGUUGUUAGUGCUGCUACUUCUCUUUGGCUUCCACUCUCCCCUCAGAAUGUGUUUAGCUUCUUCAGAGCUGAGAAAUCGAGGCUUCAGUGGGAUAUUCUUUCCAAUGGCAAUCCUGUGCAUGAGAUUUCUCGCAUUUCCAAUGGGGCUAAUCCAGGGAACUGCAUAUCCAUUAUUCGCCCUUUCAUUCCUAGUGAGAACAACAUGCUGAUACUUCAAGAGAGCUGCACAGACUCUUCAGGAUCAAUGGUGGUAUAUGCUCCAGUUGACAUUCCAGCCAUGAACAUGGCAAUAAGCGGCGAAGACUCAUCCAUUAUUCCCAUACUUCCAUCAGGCUUUGUAAUAUCUGACGACGGCCGUCCAGAUACCGGAGGGAACAGUUCUACUUCCACCAGUUCUACUGGGGCAGACUCAGGAGGUUCACUUCUUACAGUAGCCUUCCAAAUUCUUGUCGCUGGCCCUAACUCCUCAUCCUCCACAGAACUCAACAUGGAAUCUGUGGCAACAGUCAAUUCCCUCAUCAGCUCCACUGUCCUCAAAAUUAAGGCUGCUCUGAAUUGCUCUAGUUUGGAUUGA
Molecule: messenger RNA, 1713 nt
Organism: Dovyalis caffra
Lineage: Eukaryota; Viridiplantae; Streptophyta; Magnoliopsida; Malpighiales; Salicaceae
Source: the annotation of a GenBank genome assembly